AUGGCGACCCGGCCGGGAGAGGAAAACGUUGCUACUCUGCACAAAUCUACACAAAUGAAAAUGGCGGCUGACUGGCCUCAAACCCUCAACAGCUUCGGAGACGUCCACUACUUCUACGGCCCGCCGACCAGCAACCCGCCGCACCACCGCUUCGACAAGGGUUCUUACGUCUACCUUUUUGAGAACGCAACCGACCGCCGCGCGCGCAUAGAGAUUGCCAACCAGCCCGGCACAGAAGAUCAAGAUGCUUUUGACGGAUUCCUCGACAAGACGCACGUCCGAUACUCGUACAGCCACCAGUGCAUGGUGACCCUCAUCGUAGGCGACACGACGGACCAGAUGGAAUGGCACCUGCCCACCUACGACCCCCAGAACCAGAACAAGUACCACUACAAGCUCCACUCGCUCGACAUUUACUUUUGGAAAGCCGAGGACGCCCUCCAGUUCGUCAACGGCAUCCGCUUCGUCCUCCCGCCCUCCCAGGUCGAGAUUCUCGACGAGCCCCAGCAGCAGCAGCAGGUCCAUCAGGCCCAACAUCACCAAACGCAACACCAACCCGUGAGCUCCGUAGUCCAACAGCUCGAGCACGUCGCGAUAUCGGACCCAGCGUACGGCACCCCGAGAGGCGCCCCCGCGCAAAACGGCUCAGGCUUCGCCGGGCCCCCGACCUCGGCCGUCGCGGCACCGCCCGCCCAGCAGCAGGACCCUCAACAGCAUCAGCAGCAGCCGGCGAGCUUCGUGCCAAUGGCAUACAACCCCGCCGCGCCCGCCGCACCAGAAACGAUUCGACACAGAGAAAAGACCCCGCCGCCCGAAGACGGCGUCGCCGACCCCCUGGCCGCGGCAGUCGCCUACGACGCGCAGGCCCCGUUCUCGCCGGGCUUCGUUCCGCCGCCCGGGUUCCAGAGCGGACAGGGGAUCGGCCUUCCUCCCCCGCCUCCACCGCCACAAUUCGGCGGGCACCCGGGAGGUCAGCCUGUCCUCCAGCGCGCGGUGACGAUGCCAGCACAAGCCGUGCACGGCGGCGGCCUCGCGUCGCCGGGGCUGGGCAAUCCGUACGGGAGCCCGUUCCCCUCCUCCCCCGGGUUCGCGCCGCCACCGCCCCCGCCGCCGCCUCAACUUCAACAACCCCAGCCGGCAACCCCUCAACCGCAGCAACCCGCCGCCGUCGCCCACGCUCCCCCGACCCCGCCCAUCACGGCGACCGCCGCCUCCGCGCCGCCGGGGGCAACGGCACCGGCGCCCAUGUCACCCACGCUGGGCGGAUUCUCGCAGUACUCGUAUAGCAUCAGCGCCGGCGCGAACCAGCAGCAGCAGCAGCAGCAGCAGGCCUUUGACUACUCUAUCCAUCAGCAGGCGUAUAGGCCGACGGAGAUGGAGGCGAGCAAGCACAAGGCGUAUACGGGCAAGCAGGACCCGUCGGGCAAGUUGGAGAGCAAUGUGGGGAGAUUGGAGAAGGGCGUCACGGGGAUGUUGAGAAAGUUUGAGAAGAAGUUUGGGUAA
This is a messenger RNA of Colletotrichum orchidophilum, 1503 nucleotides long. RefSeq lists its product as uncharacterized. The record is from RefSeq and is a predicted model, not a curated record. NCBI's taxonomy places the organism in Eukaryota, Fungi, Ascomycota, Sordariomycetes, Glomerellales, Glomerellaceae. The transcript is spliced from 3 exons. Bases 1 to 1503 code for a protein of 500 amino acids.